This is a messenger RNA of Loa loa (African eye worm), 204 nucleotides long. RefSeq lists its product as hypothetical. The record is from RefSeq and is a predicted model, not a curated record. NCBI's taxonomy places the organism in Eukaryota, Metazoa, Nematoda, Chromadorea, Rhabditida, Onchocercidae. The coding region runs from base 1 to 204 and encodes 67 amino acids. The transcript has a single exon.
AUGAGCAGACGAUACAUCUACGCUUAUUUUCCACGACUGAACUACAACGAUAUCUUCCCAGAUCCGCCAUCACUGGACAACAAAUUACGAUAUCCUUUCUAUUCGUUAAAUGCAUUCCCUGUAGCAUAUCCCCAAUUCAACGACCUAUCAACUAAGCGACAGUUAAAUUAUUAUCGAAGGCAUGACAAGGAGUUUGUUAACUGA